Molecule: messenger RNA, 1547 nt
Organism: Nicrophorus vespilloides
Lineage: Eukaryota; Metazoa; Arthropoda; Insecta; Coleoptera; Silphidae
Product: homeobox protein prophet of Pit-1
Exons: 6
Coding region: 258-1184 (308 amino acids)
Biological process (GO): regulation of transcription by RNA polymerase II
Molecular function (GO): DNA-binding transcription factor activity, RNA polymerase II-specific; RNA polymerase II transcription regulatory region sequence-specific DNA binding
Source: RefSeq, a predicted model, not a curated record
UUUCGUGGAGGUUACCUCGCUCGAAGUCCUUAGAUCACAGGUCUCGGUUCGCGCCUCUUGUGGCGAGCGUCUCCAACGGCUCCAAGUUGGAUUUCAAGGGAGUCCCAAGUUGUCUGGGGGCGCUAGGCAACUCGCCGUCAGCCCCCACGACGACGCCAACCUCCUCCAGCGAGGAGAUCACCUCGCAUCAACAGUUCAACAUAUUUCCAGCCAUCUUCAGCAGGCAGUUGAAUUUCAACGCCUGUCCACAAAAAUCCAUGAUGGAAGAUCUAAGGCCGAACCUCGUCGGCGUCGGAAAUCUCCUCGGGGUCUCAGGCCUCUUGGAUGACCAUCACGGUCAUCUGAUGAGCGAUAAAGGUACGCCAAGGAAGUGCAAUACCAGCGGCUCCUCCGCAGAAGACUUCACGGCCAUCUACGGCGGACUACCACAUUCCCAUGAUCAUCAUGCACAUACACCUGCUCACACGCCACCCGCCGCUCCGAGAACCAUCACAGAUCAUACAGGACAGAAAGACAGCAGUCAAUAUCUAAUAUAUGGGGCUUUUAAGAAGUUAAAACCAGAACCAACAACGACGGGAAGCGGUGGCAGUUUGGGAACGGUAUCACCUGGAGGACCUCAACAUGCUGGGCACACACCCACGACUGCAUCCUGUCCGACACCCGCAAGGCGAAGACACAGGACGACCUUCACGCAGGAACAGCUUGCCGAACUGGAGGCUGCAUUCGCGAAAAGCCACUACCCAGACAUCUACUGCAGAGAGGAGCUAGCUAGGAGUACCAAACUUAACGAAGCCCGAAUCCAGGUGUGGUUUCAAAAUAGAAGAGCGAAAUAUAGGAAGCAAGAAAAGCAGUUGCAGAAAGCUUUAGCGCCAUCCGUCCUGCCAGGCUGCAAUGGCGCCAUGAUGAGGAACAUUUACCCGGGGGCGGCGCGAGGAUACCAACCCUAUCCGCACCCCACUGCCAUCAAUCGUUAUCCCCAGAUGAGCUCUAGCUCUUAUCCAGGCAUGGCUCAAUCAUUCUCGAUGUCGCACGGUACAAACAUGUCAUCAGUGGCGGGAAUGCGACAAGACGCAAUGGGUAUGAGCGCUGAAGAUGAAUGGUACAACAAAAGUUUAUCAGCUCUGAGGAUGAAUUCCACGCACCAUCCGAAUUUAGCAGCACCGAUGCUCCAAUAUCAAACAUAAUAAAUAAUGCGCAAGGAGGAGAAAUAAAACAAUGUUUGAUCGGUUUCCUUUGUGCAUAAGUAAUUCAAAUCAAAAACAUAAAGAAAAAAAAACUAAAUUAAAGAAGUAUAUAUACCAAUCGAAAAAUGUUCAAAAAAAAAGUAAUUAAAAUUGUCUUCACUCGAUGUAGGAGAGCAAGUACAGAAAACGUUAUUUAAGAAUUGUGGAAAAAAAAAUAUGUAAAACAGAUCUUUAAUUCUUUCGUUUAGAUUCUGAUACAACAACGAUUUUUUGGAAAAUAUCAGCUAGGAUGGUUCGAUGAAUUGUUUAACAAAAAGAAAAACAUUUCGAACGGAAUAUUUUUUUCUUACCAAUUAAUUUUAG